Molecule: messenger RNA, 996 nt
Organism: Rangifer tarandus platyrhynchus (Svalbard reindeer)
Lineage: Eukaryota; Metazoa; Chordata; Mammalia; Artiodactyla; Cervidae
Source: the annotation of a GenBank genome assembly
AUGUCAAAUGAGGUUAUGAACAUAUGGAAAAGUAAACCUUCAGAAAUACUGCUCCUAACAUUUUUUUUUCUCUAUUCAGAAAAUACAAUUUUUUUCUGCUUUUUCUUUCUUUUUCUUUUUCUUAUUUUUUCUCUUUUCUUUAUAGAAUACUCUCUAGGUAAGAAGGAGCAGUCCUCUUCUAUUCAUGAAGAAAUCCAACACCAAUUUGAAGAACUUCAACACCAAUUUGUUUACUAUGAAAUGGAAAUUUUCUACUCAUUUUCAUUUUCUAUAUUGGUUUCUCUUGAUAUUUACAUGAGAUUUCCAUUUUAUUUUUCAGAAGAUCUUCAGAAAGAAAUUGAUAGGAGGAAGGCUCAGUUCAAAUUAGGCUGGAGGGAGUCAACAUUAUACCCUGAUUGGAGGAAAGAAGAGUUCCAAGCUGUAAAUAUGACCCUGGAUGCAGAAACAGCUCAUUCUGCCCUCCUCCUGUCUGAAGAAGGGAGAUAUGUUUCCUGGCAAGAAAGGUGUCAAGAUCUUCCCAGCUCCCCACAGAGAUUCAGCUCCAUUCCCUGUGUGCUGGGUCAAUUGCACAUCAUCUCAGGGAGAUACUCCUGGGAAGUAGAGGUUGGGAACGCCUGUUCCUGGGACCUGGGAGUUUGUAGGGAUAAUGUAACAAGGAAGGGGAGGGUCACAAUGUCCCCGAAGAAUGGUUUCUGGGCCAUUAGGUUCUAUGAGGGGGAGUAUUGGGCCCUCACCUCCCCAGAAACCCAUCUUACUCUAAGAGAAAAACCCUUUAUUGUGAGGGUAUUUCUGGAUUAUGAGGCUGGAGAUGUAUCUUUCUAUAAUAUGACAGAUGGAUCUCACAUCUUCACCUUUCCCCAAAACACAUUCUAUGGUGUCCUAAGACCACUUUUCAGACUUUGGUCCUCUGAGUCAGGCUCCCUAACCAUCUGUCCAGGUGAAGGAGAAUGUGCUGAUGUUGUAAUUCAGAUGUCUACCCCAUUCCAUGAGAAAUGA